ACGAAAUCCCCUUUGACCUCUACCUUCACCUUCGCCUUAUGCCCGUCUGCGGCGGAUCUAAACGCGGUGGAUUCGGUCGCGGAAAGCCAAUCCAACGAAAAGUUGUCGGCCCGAAGUCUGCGGUGACGGAGCCUGCGGUACGUGGCAAAACUUCCCUGCUGAACGUCUUCACACGCGGAUUCUUCAGUCAAGUCUAUGAACCGACCGUCUUUGAGAAUUAUGUGCACGACAUCUAUGUCGACGAACAGCAAGUGGAGCUCAGUCUAUGGGAUACAGCAGGGCAGGAGGAGUUUGAUCGCCUCCGCUCACUAUCUUAUGCGGAGACCCAUGUGAUUAUGCUUUGCUUUUCGGUAGAUAAUCCAGUGUCUCUAGAAAACGUCGAAACGAAGUGGCUGGAUGAGAUAUUGGAGUACUGUCCUGGGGUGAAGCUCGUUCUCGUGGCCUUGAAAUGUGAUCUUCGGGAUGAUCGGUCAAUACGAGAGCGACUGCAACGACAUGGCGCGCAUCCUGUCCAAUACGAGGAGGGACUGGCUGUUGCCAGGCGAAUACGUGCUUCGCGGUAUCUGGAGUGCAGCUCAAAGCACAAUCGUGGUGUGACGGAGGUGUUCUACGAGGCAGCUCGUGUAUCGCUGAGCACGCGUUCGAAGAGCACCAGCGAGGGAUGCGUUGUGAUGUGAAGACGCGAGUAACCCGUCGGAGACGAUCUACCUUAUCACGACCGCAACUAAUGGGACUGGACUGGGCUGUCGCUUUCUGUUCUACUUUUAUAUAUAGCUGUGUAACUUUCUGAAUGUAAAUCGCAAGAGUCAAUCGUGGAUUCAUCAUAA
Molecule: messenger RNA, 827 nt
Organism: Mycena citricolor
Lineage: Eukaryota; Fungi; Basidiomycota; Agaricomycetes; Agaricales; Mycenaceae
Source: the annotation of a GenBank genome assembly